AUGGGUGGCCCCAGCGCCCACGGGCAAAAAAACAAGGCGCACAAGGCUGGUCGCACCGCCGGCAAGAGCGCCCGCGAGAAACAUCAUGAGAAGAAGGACGCGGGUAGCGGCCGCCACAGGCAGCCCAUCAAGGCCGCGAGUGCGUCCACCAAGGCCGAGCGUGCCCUCGCCUCCAAACAGCAGAGGGACGCCAAGCGCCAGCAGGCCCUGGAGCGCCGCCGCCGCGAGGGCGCCCCCCUAGUGGUCGCGCUGCUGCCGCUGUCAUCAGAGGCCGACGCGGGGGCGCUCUGGCGCCGCCUGCACGAGGCAUGCAGUGGGGGCGCGGCGCAGCAGCACGGCAGGCAGCAGCAGCAGCAGCAAGCACAAGGCAACGGCGGCGAUGACGCCAUGGCGGAUGCCGACGCCGCGCUGGCUCUCAACAUUUCGAGCCCCGACCAGCUCGCCGCUGCGCUUGGCUUCCGGCCCCACACCGCCGUGGUGCAGGGCCGCACCCGCCUGCGGCUGACGCUGCUCCCGCCGCCGCGCGACAGAGGGGACCCGCUCGCGUACGUGCAGCUCGGGCGCUGCGCGGACGUGCUGCUGCUCGCGCUGCCGUGCGGCGAGGGGUCGCUGGUGAUUGACCGGGAGGGCGAGCUGGCGCUGUCCGUGCUACGCGCUCUAGGCAUGCCCCACUGCGUCGGCGUUGUGCUGUGCGGCGCCGACGGCGGCGGCGGCGGCGGCGGCGCGGCCGCGGCGAGCAUGAAGGAGCGGUCAGCGGCGCGCCGGCGCGCGGAGAAAGCGCUCGCCGCGCAGCUGCCCGGGGAGCUGCGCCUGCUGCACGGCGACGGCGCCGCGGACGCGCAGCAGCUGCUGCGCCACCUGGCGGACGCGGCGCCGCAGCCGCCGGUGUGGCGGCGGCAGCGGGCGGCGGUGCUGGUGCAGGAGGCGGCGUUCAGCCUCGACCCGGCCGGCAAUGCCGCCGACGGGCAGCAGCAGCAGCAGCAGCAGCAGGAGCAGCAGCAGCAGCAGCAGCAGCAGCAGCCAGCGGGCACGCUGCGGCUGACCGGCUACGUGCGCGGCGCGGGGCUGUCGGCCAACAACCUGGUGACGGUGCCUGGCGCGGGCGACUUCCAGCUUCUCGCCAUCGAGGGCCCGCCAGACCCUGCCGCUCACGGCCACGGCCACGGCGCGCGCGCGGCGCCCAACGGCGGCGACAGCGACAUGGCCGACGCCGGCGGCGGCGCUGGCGCGCUGCCGGUGCUCGCGGCGCCAGACCCCGAGCUGCAGGACUCGGCCGCGCGCGAGAACGCGCCGGACCCUCUGAUGGGGGAGCAGACGUGGCCGACGGAUGAGGAGCUGAGGGAAGCUGAGCUGGCGGCCGCGGCGGCCGCGCGCGCCCAGAAGCGGCGGAAGCUGCCUCCCGGGACGUCAGACUACCAGGCCGCCUGGAUCUUCGACGACAUGAGCGGCGGGGAGUCGGACGACGAGGAAGACGAGGAGGCGGGGGGCGCCGGCGCGGCGGGGGCCGGUGACAGGGAUGGGGACGGCAUGGACGAGGGUCCGGCGGCGGGUGGCAGCGGGGGCGGCGGCGGCGGGGGCGGCGGCGGCGGUCUGAGGUUUGAUGAGGAGGGGGCCGGCGCUGACCUGGAUCAUUUGGCGGUUGAUGAUCCGGGGACGGACGGGAUGGCGCUGGACGAGGAGGAGGAGGACGAGGAGGAGGGCGGCGGCGCGGCGGCGGCGGCGCGGGUGCGGGCGCUCAAGGAGGAGAUGCGGCGGCAGCGGCAGGACCAUCCCUGA
This is a messenger RNA of Monoraphidium neglectum, 1776 nucleotides long. RefSeq lists its product as hypothetical. Gene Ontology annotation, biological process: ribosome biogenesis; maturation of SSU-rRNA from tricistronic rRNA transcript (SSU-rRNA, 5.8S rRNA, LSU-rRNA); endonucleolytic cleavage of tricistronic rRNA transcript (SSU-rRNA, 5.8S rRNA, LSU-rRNA). The transcript is spliced from 4 exons. Gene Ontology annotation, cellular component: nucleus; preribosome, small subunit precursor. Bases 1 to 1776 code for a protein of 591 amino acids. The record is from RefSeq and is a predicted model, not a curated record. Gene Ontology annotation, molecular function: GTP binding; U3 snoRNA binding; GTPase activity. Lineage: Eukaryota; Viridiplantae; Chlorophyta; Chlorophyceae; Sphaeropleales; Selenastraceae.